Girardinichthys multiradiatus is the source of this 788-nucleotide messenger RNA. RefSeq names its product crystallin, beta A4 (gene cryba4). The transcript has 6 exons. Gene Ontology annotation, biological process: visual perception; lens development in camera-type eye. The record is from RefSeq and is a predicted model, not a curated record. Gene Ontology annotation, molecular function: structural constituent of eye lens. Lineage: Eukaryota; Metazoa; Chordata; Actinopteri; Cyprinodontiformes; Goodeidae. The coding region runs from base 104 to 694 and encodes 196 amino acids.
GGGUUUUAGCAUUACCCCUCGUCAGGGGAGGCUUUAAAAGGGUGGGGGCUCGUGGCUCUUCUCACUCUGACAACAGGACCUAAGGGCAUCAGAGCAAGACAAGAUGACUCACCACUGCACCAAGUUCUCCGGGCACUGGAAGAUCAUUGUCUACGAUGAAGAGUGCUUCCAGGGCCGCCACCAUGAGUUCACCUCUGAGUGCUGCAAUGUGAUGGAGUUUGGCUUCGAGAGUGUGCGCUCCCUCAGGGUGGAGAGUGGAGCCUGGGUGGGUUAUGAGCAUGCCUCCUACCAGGGACAGCAGUUCAUCCUGGAAAGGGGCGAGUACCCCCAGUGUGAUGCUUUUGGAGGUAGCAAUGCCUAUCACAUUGAGAGGAUGACUUCCUUCAGACCUAUCGCCUGUGCUAACCACAGAGAGUGUCGUAUGACUAUCUUUGAGCGUGAGAACUUCAUGGGCCGUAAGGGUGAGCUCAGUGAUGAUUAUCCCUCACUGCAGGCCAUGGGCUGGUGCAACAAUGAAGUUGGAUCUCUCAGGGUCCAGUCAGGAGCAUUUGUCUGCUACCAGUACCCUGGUUAUCGUGGCUACCAGUAUAUCAUGGAGUGUGAUCGUCACUGUGGGGAGUACAAACACUUCAGGGAGUUUGGCUCCCAUUGCCAGACCCCUCAGAUCCAGUCCAUCCGCCGUAUUCAGCAGUAACAGCCUACCCAUGAAAUGAACCCAAUCAUUUGACCCUUUACACCUGACCUCUGCUGCCUUCUGAUGCUGAAUAAACUGUUUUUCUUAAAUCCUA